AUGGCCGGCGAUCUGCUUCACGCCAGACGGCCGGAGCGGACUAUUGAUGUGAUUAAAUCUCUAGAAAAUCCGCCCGAUGAGGAGACAAAAGCUCACCUGGCAAUCAAAUCAAACAUGAUCUCUCAUUUCAAGAACCAGCCAGCUCUAAUGUAUUGCAAGGAAGCCAUGCUACUAUCCGCGGUUGCAGACAACCAAGAAUUCAACGACCUCAUUGCCGGUUUUGCAAGCGCUAUCACUACCGGCACAGCAGACGAAAAACCACUUGAUCGCGAUUUACUCCAUUAUUUCGCGGGCUUUCUCCGUUGGGGUCAACAUGCCAUUCCUCCGAGUGAGCAAAUAUUUGGAGCUUUUUUGAAUGCUCUCAGCAAAUACUUGACCAGCAGCAACAACGAAAGCCGACUGAGAGACAGCUACCUGCUCACCAGAGCUAUUGGCACAAUUCUUGACGCCAUGGUUGAUUGCAAAGUAGAGGGUCUCGACCGGGUCCAGCUCCAUGGGCCACUGGAAGAAAAGCUUCGUGGAUUGGAGGAUCACGACGAGCCCCGCUUGGCCCAGGCGGCUCAAUAUGCGCUCCAAGCAUUGCAUAGAGUUCCAGACAAUGAGGGCCCAUGGGAGGAAGCUUUGCGCUACGGCGGUAUCACCAUCAACAUCGUGAUUCAACUUAGUGGUGCCGUGGCAAAGCUUGACUUGGGGCAGCUCAUUGACGCAGGCCCAGACUUGCUGAAGUUGAUCAGUCGCUUUGGAGAGGCCUUGAAAGGCGGGAAAGAAAUAUGGGAUACGCGUCAGAAUUUUCAGGAUUUGCUCAACGGCAUGCGGGGUGUUUCGGAGAAAAGAGGCUGGUACGAUACACUGCGCAUGACGGAUCUCUUCAUCCGUCUCGAGGCCUAUGAUGGACUCAAAGAGUUCAUAAGUCCGUUCAAAGGGAAACCCUUGAGAUGUUUCGCAAAACGUGAAUUCUGGUGCGGCCUUUACUCUCAGCUUGAACAGCAGUGGUUCGCGCAUGUGCCUUCGAGAGAUCGGAUUGAGAGGUUCCUCGACUGGACUUUAGAGCUCCCAGUCAUGAAGAAGUUUUGCAAGGAGUGCGACUUCACUCGCGCUUGGGUGACUCUGGUCGCUGAAUCUGCCCAAAGGCCGAACUGGAAGGCUGCACUUCCCCCGAAAAGGAAAGGAAUGCUCUCUCGACUUCGCCGCUCCAAAGAAGCCCAGCCUCAGCUCAAAUCGAUUUUUGGGGCAACCCAAACGAGAGACAGUCGACAGGAAUCCCAUGGAGACUCGCCACUUCUCCAAAAUGCUAUGCAAACAUGCGGUGAUGCGCAGCUAUUUUAUGCGGAUGCUAUAAUCGCUCAGUAUUACACAGAGGGGAAGCUUCUUCACGUUAGGCGGAUAUCGGGUGAUGAUGUGCCGAUAGAGAACUGCUAUAUCAAUCUUUCUCUGAUCGAAGACCUGGCUGAGCGAGACACCAAGAUAAACCAGGUCGGAAUGUCACUCAAGGAACGAUUGAAGGCAGAGACACCUCAGCCUGAAAAGCAGAUUGAUUUGAAAGAUUUGUUUAUGCAGAGGAAGCUGCGAGACGGAUCUUCAGGGCAGCCCACCCGAAUCCUGAUUCGGGGUCGCGCAGGCGUUGGGAAGACGACGCUUUGCAAAAAGAUCAUUCAUGCGUUCCUUCAUCAUGGAUUGUGGCGAUCCAAAUACGAUCGGAUCAUUUGGAUUCCACUCCGCAACUUGAAGAACUACCAAACAUUCGAGCUCUUCAUCGAACAAGAGGUUUUCGGCAAGAUCCCCUACAGCAAGCCUCUGUGGGAGCGAUUACAAAAUGAACUGUGUGAUUUUCAGGACUGUCGCUCUCUUUUCAUCCUUGAUGGCCUUGAUGAGAUAGCUGGACUUCCAGAAAAGAUCGACUUGUUCCAAUAUCUUUUAAAUCGACAAGAUGUGAUUAUCACCUCGCGACCGCAUGCUGUGUUCCCAUCUAGACUGAAGGGCUAUGACUUGGAAAUUGAGACCGUUGGAUUUCUCGAUGACCAGAUCGGGCAUUAUGUGGAUAGGGUCUGCAGUAAAGCCGACGGUCUCCAGAUCAAGGAUUUCAUCGGAGGGCAUUGGAUGAUGCAAGGAUUGAUGCGCAUUCCUAUCCAGCUAGACGCCCUCUGUUUUGCCUGGGAAGAGGGAAUACAGCGAGUGAGGCCUCUGACGACAAUGACGGCGCUGUAUCAAGCGAUCGAGAUCAAGCUCUGGAAAAAGGACAUUCCACGGCUAGAUCCCAGCGUCGGGCACAAAGUGGUGAAAUGUCACAAUCGGCCGCAAAUUGCCUUGCAAAUUCCCGGUGUGAUUGAGUUCAUUCAAUACAUUGCCUUUAUGGGACUCUACAGCAACAUCACGGAGUUCACUUUCAGCGUCAGAGAGGAGAUUUACCAGAAGUUCCCAAACAUGACCGAUCGGAUUUUGGACGAAGUUUCCUUCAUGCGAAGCUCGGAUGCAUCAUCCAGUCCACGAGAUCAAGACUACUACUUUCUUCACCUGACUUUCCAGGAAUAUUUCGCAGCUCAGUAUUUUCUGCAGAGCUGGAAAGAAGGUACAGAAGUUCUUACUUUUGACUUGAGUUCAGGCAACUUCAUCUCAAUCUCUACAGAAGAUUUCAUCGGCCGUGAAAAAUACAACGGGCGAUAUAACAUCAUGUGGCGAUUUGUUUGCGGAUCGAUGUCCAACAAGGAUCCGGACUUGAUGAGACUAUUUGCACAAAUUGAAAUGAAGCCACGCGAUCUGCUCGGGCCUGUCCACCUUCGAUUUCUUCUUCCCGAGGGAUUUUUCUCUCGUGCGCUUGAAGAGGGUGAUUCAAGCCAGCAGAUCAAGGCUUUGGGUGCAAUCGAGAGUCGUUCUCAUAUUAGCGACAAGCUAUCAAGACAAGUAUGGGGGAUCUUCAAGUCUGACGUAUUCAGCCCGACCAGAGCGAUGGCUGCGGGUGUCAUUGGUCGUUUCCCAAAUUUCACCUCAAACGAGUUGCUCUCUACUUUGUCUGACCCGGAUGACCUUGUCAAACGCCGAAUCGUUCCAUCGUUGGACGAGCGCAAUGUAUCGGAGACUAUACUGCACGCUGCCGUCGAUGUGCUGCCCCUUUUUGAGGGAAGGCAUGAGGGAUUCGAAAGUAGAUAUUUUGAACGAACAAAGCUUCCACAAUCAGUCGUCACCAAGUUGAUUGCUCAAUACCACCAGCAGACAACAUUGUUUGACAGGCAUCGCACCCUGCAUAUCUUGAGCGUUCAAGAAUUUUUGGAUGUUCCGGACAUAAAAGACAUUUUGGUCCAAGCUUUUGAUGAUCCACAAAAGUUCAUUAGGAGAACCGCAUUACUGGCCUUUGUCAAAAACCCCUCUGAUCUGUCACCCUCUGACUGUCAUAAACUUCUUUCGAGGCUACCAUUGGAACCUGAGUUGUUCAACCUAAACCACAUCGUCACAUUACUACAAAGCCAGACUAUCCAACCAAAGGGAGUUUUGGAGUGUUUGUGGCAAACUUUCGAAAUGCCAAAUUCUGGUUUUGAAUUCCAUACGAUAUGGUCAGCAUGUGACAUUCUAAGAGACUCAGGUCUUUGGCAUGCCGAUGAACUUACCACGAGGUUUGAGAAUUCUCUUCAUAAGGACGAAUUCGCAAUUGUCGUGACGAGCUACGCUUUUGACAGGAACUCAAUUCUCCCUGAUGUUUUUUUAUCUCAUUGCGUCAGCAUUCUGGAAAGAUACAUACCUGGUGAGCUAUCAUCAGGCGAACGGGAGCUCCUUAAAGAAGUUAUUAAUGCCUUGGAGGAUUGUCCUUCAUUGUCAUGCUAUGUCGUCCGUGUGGUAUGGCAUCUUUUCAAACAAGGAAAAGCUGUCAAGCCAGCAUCUGAACUUCUACGACACCAGAUCUCUCUCUCAGAUGAUGUUCUGAGUGAAAUGGAAUGCAAUCUAGAAGAACAGCAGGACAUGGAAAUUCGCUUUCUGGUUCUAUGUAUUUUGGUGCCUCGAGUGGAAUUCGACACGAUAGCCGAGUCAGCAAUUUUGGCACUUCUCCAUCAUUCGGAUCAAGGUGAUGAGGAUCAAACCAAUGGGGCCGAGGCUCUUCUCGAAGCAUUGAUUGCUCAACCCAUAUUACCUUCAUGGGCCUCGGAGCGUUUGGCGCCAUUGCUUCUUUCCACCAAGUUUGGUGUCGUUUACAGCGCCAGAGAACUUCUGCGGAAACACGCAAACUUUGAACAGAUUCUUCCUCGUUUAGAUGCGGUACUUUGGGAAAAACUUUUCCAGCAUUUUUUGACAGAAAGCUGUGAGCGUUCAACUAUCACAUGUUCGAUUCAGGGACAAUAUCUUCACGUGGUUCUACCUGAGCGCUCAUGGAGAGUUUGUGUUCAGCAACCUGAGCAACGUCAGAAGUUACAGUCAGCCCUGGGGCUGAAUGAUAUAGAACAGACUGAAGGUUUUGCCGAACUGUUUGAAGAAGAGGACUAA
This is a messenger RNA of Penicillium brevicompactum, 4467 nucleotides long. RefSeq lists its product as uncharacterized. Bases 1 to 4467 code for a protein of 1488 amino acids. The transcript has 2 exons. Lineage: Eukaryota; Fungi; Ascomycota; Eurotiomycetes; Eurotiales; Aspergillaceae. The record is from RefSeq and is a predicted model, not a curated record.